Messenger RNA from Protopterus annectens (West African lungfish), 2754 nucleotides. It is a transcript of the gene GALR2, whose product is annotated as galanin receptor 2. Gene Ontology annotation, cellular component: membrane. The transcript is spliced from 2 exons. Bases 862 to 1989 code for a protein of 375 amino acids. Gene Ontology annotation, molecular function: G protein-coupled receptor activity. NCBI's taxonomy places the organism in Eukaryota, Metazoa, Chordata, Ceratodontiformes, Protopteridae. The record is from RefSeq and is a predicted model, not a curated record. Gene Ontology annotation, biological process: G protein-coupled receptor signaling pathway.
AGAGAAGCAUUAUGAGCUUAGUGCACCUUUAUGUAAGUUUUGAACUACUGGCUCUUCCAGAGAGAAAGAAACAGACAGAAAAAGACAGGAAAAGAGAGAAAGGAAUUACGAACUGCAAUAUUUAACAGUUUACUUCACUGAAAGAAAAAGGAUUAUAUUUUUUUCUCUAUCGUUUAGGAGACCAUUACAAUUUCAGUAGUAUUUGCAUAUGAAUAUUUAUUAUGCCUGUCAUCUAACUAGAGACAUGAAGGUGAUCUGGAUAAAUCUAGAAAUAAUACAAAUCUGAAGAAGUGUCAUGCAUCUCCUGAGACUGUAUAUGGAAUAAAACAAAUUUGGGAUAUCAUGGAAUAAGACAGAUCUGGGAUAUCAGACUGAAUUUUAUUAAACCACAAAAAGAAAAACACUGGAAUCAGUGCAGGCACUUUGUUUAUACAUUCUGAAAUGAUUAAGGGUACAAUUCUAUUCACCAGGUUACAAGCUGGAACUACCAAGUGGGCAUGUUGCAAAUGGGUAGAUUGAAAGUUUGAACUGACAUUCACUAGCUAAAAUAAAUCAAGUUUACACCAUAUGUCUCAAAUAUAUAUUAGCUUACAUUUUUGAGGAUGCCAGAUUAUAAUAAUUAGGUUAGAGAGAGGAGCUGGUUGAGUGACAUGGUAUAAAUGACUGAUGAAAGUAGUUAUACUAGCCAGAAGAAACCAAAAACUCAUUAAAACUUAAAUUCAAGAUUGAUGAUGACGAUGAUGAAGAGUACUUUAACCAGAAAGCAGAGAACUCAAGCACGUUUCUGAAAGGAAACCAGUUUUUGCAAACAGUAGAUAAAAGUCCUUAUUGUUUAUUUCACAUUCUGCCUAGCUGAGAACCAUGAAUCAGUCUGCUCAGCUGAACCUGACAACAAACUGGAAACCUGAAUCAGUGUUAAUCCCUCUUAUCUUCUCUCUUAUUUUCCUUGUUGGGACGAUAGGGAACAGCCUGGUCUUAGCUGUUCUCCUGCGAAAUGGGCAGAUGAACAACAACACAACCAAUCUGUUUAUCCUGAACCUGGGUGUUGCUGACCUCUGCUUUAUCAUCUUCUGUGUCCCCUUCCAAGCCACCAUCUACACUUUGGAGGGGUGGGUGUUUGGUCCGUUCAUGUGUAAAGCAGUGCAUUUUUUUAUUUACCUUACAAUGUAUGCAAGCAGUUUUACUCUGGCAGCUGUCUCCCUUGACAGAUAUUUGGCAAUCAGAUACCCACUGCGUUCCCGUGAACUGCGAACACCGAAGAAUGCUGUUACUGCCAUCUGUUUCAUCUGGGGACUUUCCUUCAUUUUUGCUGGACCUUACCUGAGCUACUACCAGGAGAUUCUACAUCCUGAAAAUGUAACUGUCUGCUUUCCAGUUUGGGGGAACAAGCAACGUCAGAUCAUGGACCUUUGCACCUUUGUUUUCAGUUACAUAAUCCCAGUGCUUAUUUUGAGUCUCACUUAUGCCAGGACCAUUCGGUAUUUAUGGACAUCUGUAGACCCCAUAGAAGAUAUGUCAGAGUCCAAGAAGGCCAAAAGAAAGGUCACCAAGAUGAUAAUCAUAGUGGCUGUCCUGUUCUGUCUCUGCUGGCUGCCUCAUCACUUGCUCAUACUGUGCUUUUGGUAUGGUUACUUUCCCUUGAACCACAUCACAUAUUCACUCCGGAUCCUCUCACAUCUGUUGUCUUAUGCCAAUUCUUGCUUGAAUCCCAUUGUCUAUGCUCUGGUUUCCAAACAUUUCCGUAAGGGCUUCAAGAAGGUUUUCAAUUGCAUUCUUCAGAAAAAAGCCACUAACAAAGUCCACGUGGUCCAAGUGGCCAACACUGUAAGUACCUUGGAAGCAGGCUCCACUGAAGUGACCCAGAUCAGUGAGCCUCGUGGCAGAGUGUCCAGCUGUUGUCAGAUGCCAGUGCAACAGUGGAGUGAACCACAACAGCCAGCUGUAGGAGACACCUCCACUAAUAACUUCAUUAGUUUCAAUGUGACUUAAGUCGUUUUGUUGUUAAACAGUCUUUAGCCAUAAAGGGAUAAAGCUUGUAGUUUUAGCAUUUGAUAUAGGGUAGACACAGAGUAAGAAGCCACCAAAUUCUUGUGAAUGCUUCUAAGGAAUUGAUGAGCAAGGUGAUGCUGUUUGUGAAAGUCUGGACGAUAAAAAAUCUCCUUCUGGUUUUGAAAAGAGUUAAGAAUUCUUGUAAUUUUUAAGGUUAUUGAAGAAAUGAGCAUAUUUAGAAAAGUACACUGACAUUCCACAAUAUGACCUUAUCCUAGUGCCUUGGAACUCAGCUAAUUUUGAGUGUUGGGAGAUACACUUAUAUGUUGCAACAUGAGAUAUGAAAUGCACAUUCAUUAUGUUGUAAACCUAUGCCCAUGGGGUGUCAUUUUAUUGUUAACUCUGUAACAGAUAAUGAUCAAGCGAACCUGGAAGGUUGUUGUUAAAGCUAGAACCAGCCGUUUAUGCUAUUCAACAGAUGGAGCAUGAUGGUUCUCAUCAAAAAAGUGAUAGCUUCAGACAUCAAGUCCUGAUCUUCUGAAGUUGUCUGAUUUUGGUUUUGGCUCUAGAUGCUAUCUGACACUAUAGUUAAAUGUCUGAGUGUUUCUGACAUGUAGGUAUUACUUAUAGACCAUGAUUAGCUAAAAGCUGAGGAAUCAUAUAGUUAUGUGGCAAUAUAAAAUGAAAAACGUUUCUGUUUUUUGAUGUAAUAGCCGCGACUGUUGUAAUUUACCAAGUAAAAUGCUAAAUAAUCUGCAAAAAACA